AUGAAGCGGGAUGCAUGGUUGGCUGUAUUGCAGUCAAUGCCGUGGGUGCCUUGUGCAGAGAGUAGUGGAUUACCACGAUAUCGCGCAGUGGAGGCGUAUCAUUGUACAUAUUGUGCCUAUACCGUUUGUGCUUCUUGCUAUAACGCAAUCCCCACGGGUCUUCUUCUUUCUGCACGGGAAUCAAACAGCACGGUAAGAGGCUCCGGUGGACAAAAACAACAACAACAACAACAUUAUAAUGGCACUAACGAAGAUGAGUUCUGCAAACCGCAGUGUUUUCUCUGCCGCCGGGGUGUUCUCGUGCUGGAGUCGGCACCAGUGUAUGAAUGGACGUGUGAGGGGCCGCGACCUGCACGGCGAUUACUCCGCGGUGUGGACGCAUCGUACGAUAUGGAUGUUGUGCAGCGAUAUUAUACAAUGAAGGAGCAGCGGGAGAAACGUGCUCACUCGAAGGCCCCACUCAUCGCACACUUUCACAGUGCUGAUCCACCGCAUUGGCACUUUGCUAGUAAUAGUAAUAGUAAUAGUAGCAGUACAAGUUAUAACAACAUCCAUAAUAAGAAUGGGACUCCUGUGGAUGUCUUUGGUAGUGGUGCAACCUGUCGACGUCCUUCAUGUGAAGAGGGAAGUGGUUUUGUUUUCUCUAUAGAGAAUCCACGUAUGCAACAGUCAUGUGUCUGGUGUGCGGUGAAUCGCCAGCUGCGGGAUAAUCACCCAUCACUUCUCGGUGAUGCCACCAUAACUCCACUGCAGACAUUCUGGUGUCCACCAUCACUGCCGGGUAUCCCACCACGGCUAUUUCGUGUUGAGGUUCCGUACGGUGUAUACGGACUGCAUAAUGUUCACGCUCUUGCCUUAUAUCUUACGGAUGAUAUCUUUCGAAAAGCUACAACAAAAUUACAAAUGUCAAAUGGAAACGCAAAAACCAUGGGAGAAAAUUCAGAACAGCAAAAACAAUCACUACAUGGACAAUUAACGUCUGGAAAAGUACUUCCAAGAGAUGUUGUGCGGCCACUUAUUAUUGUAGAUAUUCUCCACCGCGUUGCUAGUAGUGAGCCAUUACGAGGACUUUUGGAUGUGCGAUGGUUUAUUUCUCAUGUAUUGAAAGAUAGUCAAAAUACAUCCCCCGAGUUGAGAUCGCAGCGUAGUGUGAUAGCUGAAGAGCAUUCUGAUACCAAGAAGAGUCAGGAAGAGUGUGAAGUGGUAAGGAAUGAGGGAAAAAUGAGAGAAGGUAAUGCACAGGAAAUCAAGGGACAACCAGAAAAUCUUUCUUCUACUACCGUUCAGAUACCAGAAUGUGAUGAAAAAGAAGAAAAAGAAAAAGAAGAAAAUAAGGAUGGAAAUUAUACAUUUACAUCAUGGCCUUAUGGUUUAAGAUGUGAUGAGUUACUUUUAACAGUGGAUCAUCUCUUGCAUGGUCGAUCUGUGGGUGUUUAUGGUAUUGCUUCAAAGUAUUUCUUUCUUCAGCACGUCUCUCAGAGUGCUGAAUUACGUUAUCAUGGUGUUGUAGAGGUGGAUGGAUAUCGUUCCACUAAUCAUCAAGUAGUACGACAGUUACGUGAUGUCAGAAAACAUUUGGCAGAUCAACAGCAACGAGCUGAACGAGAAUUACUGCGGAGUUUAUUUCAGCAAAGUGCCCAUGCUGAACCUUACGGAGUUGAUGAUCGUUCUGGAGCUCCUGCACGAGAAGCCCAGCAGGAACAAGAAGAAAAAGAGGAAGAAGAAGAUCAUCAGCAAGAAGAACAUUACUAUCACUCAGUAGACUCAUCUCCACAGUGUUCUCAGCGGAGUCAGUCGUACCGCACACCGGUGAGAAGUCUAGCGAGACACGAUGGAAUGAGUCAGUCACGACGACGGUACACAAAUGAGAUGAACACGAAUGUAGAUGAUGCUUUAUUUACACUCAAAUCAUCUCGACUCGCUACACCACCACCACCACCACCAUCAUCAUCAUCAACACAAGAGAUAAAAGGUGGUCUACCACCCUGUUCUCCUGCCCCACACGCUGGUCAGCGAGAAGAUUCUAUCAUUCUCGUGCAGGGAGAUGAACAGGAAAUGGGAAUAAGAGGACGACCACCCUUAUAUCCACCGAAUAGACAACAUCCACCACCACCAACAACAGAAACACAACAACAACAACAAACACAGAAGGGGAGUUCAGACAGGAUGUGUUUUGCAGAUCGCAUCUCACAUUCGGAUGAGAAGGGGCGUACAUGGUCGCGGUGGCAUUGGCUGCGUGAACACUCUAAUUGGAAUUUUGACGUGCCCUUUCGAAGUGCUCACACCAACAAACGACCCCGAGAGGAGGGAGAAAAAGAAAAAGAAGAAACAUCGAAACAACAACAACAACAAGAACUGUCCUCGCAUGAGCGAGGCCCACGUGUACCGCGUUUUGUAAUUUCACCGGAAAUUCUUAAGCCUCUCCGUCUGGCAUGUCGUGCACCACUGCGGUCAUGCAUUAGUUGGAUGUCACUACCAUCACUCACGGCACAUCAUCUCAUUUCAGACAAACUGCCAUCACCAGCGACGGGUAUUACUCCACCACUGCGUAGUGGAUAUGAUAAUACUCCUGCAGGUCGUCAUACACUUCUCAUUGUACAUGGAGUGGAUCAGUUAGAUGCAACUUUACUCUUGGAAUUGCAAAGUAUUGCACGUGAGUACCCAUACCGUAUUGUAUUGCUCUGUUCCUUUGAUGAUCCUAAGUGGCCAACAUCAAAUAGUGCAGCCUUAUUGGAUCCAUUUCGCAUGUCUUAUGUUCAUUUACGAUCUUUAUUGCUACCUCGAGUACAUGAAAUGUCAGGUAUCAAUAGUCUAGCACUGCUUACUGAGAUGGAGGCCUCCGCAGCAGGAGGCGGUAAAUUUGGAAACUACAAUAACCGCGGUAGGAACAGCACUGGUGGUUUUGCAGGAGGUGCGGGAUUGCCGUUGCAUGACACAAUUCGACGUAUUUUAUUUAGUUUACCUGCCACUUUCAGUGAACUGCUACGCUGUAUGAUUGCGAGACAGGAGGCUGCUGGUGAAAAUGUUUUUAUUCCAGUUAGUUUACACCAACAACACUUUGAUGAAUGUGGUCUGAUGGUUUCGAUGGGUCGUCUAAAGGCGAUUGAACGGGAACUCACAUCCAAUCGUUUAGCUAUAUUUAAUUCGGCGGAAAAUAAAUUGCUGAUUCCACAACAUCGCAGAUUACUUAAAGUGUUAGAAGAAGUGGAAGCCCAGCGGCGAGGGUCAAAUGCCGCAGCGGACGGAACAGGAGGGGGCGUGUCGGCGCCAGUGGAGGCGUAA
Molecule: messenger RNA, 3282 nt
Organism: Trypanosoma theileri
Lineage: Eukaryota; Euglenozoa; Kinetoplastea; Trypanosomatida; Trypanosomatidae
Exons: 1
Coding region: 1-3282 (1093 amino acids)
Source: RefSeq, a predicted model, not a curated record